AUGGUGCUUGCAAAGUCCAAGAAGUCGGUCGGCCUCGGCAACCAACUGAUGAAAGAUCGGUUUGGCGGGGGUAAAGGCGGCGACAGAAAACGAGUUGGCGCAGUCACACGCAUCGACCAUGCGACGGGCCAGGAAUACAUCACAAACGACAGAGCUGAGGCCGGCUGGGUCAAGAUGCGCUCCGUCACCGAGCAGGGCGCUUUGGACGAGUUCUUGGCUACCGCCGAGCUUGCCGGAACCGACUUUACCGCCGAGAAGACGAACAACGUCAAGAUCAUUCAUACCGACCAGCGCAACCCCUACCUUCUUUCUGCAGCUGAGGAAAGGGUAGUACUCGGGAAGCAGAGGGAACACAAGGCCCGUCUUACCGUGCCGAGGAGGCCGCAAUGGGAUGCGUCGACAACCCCCGAGGAGCUCGGUCGUUUAGAGCGGGAGAGCUUUUUGCAGUGGCGGAAGGGUCUAGCGGAGCUCCAGGAGACACAAGAUCUUUUGAUGACACCGUUUGAGCGCAAUCUCGAGGUCUGGCGGCAGCUGUGGAGAGUCAUCGAGCGGUCCGAUCUGGUGAUUCAAAUCGUGGAUGCCAGAAACCCUCUCAUGUUCCGGUCCGAAGAUCUUGAAGCGUACGUCAAGGACGUUGAUCCGAAGAAGAAGAAUUUGUUGCUCAUCAACAAGGCCGACAUGAUGACCUACGCCCAGAGAAAAGCGUGGGCCAACUACUUGAAAGGCGCUGGGAUUGCCUAUCGGUUCUUUUCGGCCCAACUGGCUAAGGAACUGCUCGAAGCCCAGGGGCCGGAGAGUGAGGAGGAGGAGGAGGAAGAGGAAGCCGGCCCAAGCGGGAGUGGCGCAUCUUCAGGGCAAAACGAAUCAAAAGAGGAGAGUGAGGGUGAGCCUGGUACAGAGGGCGCUGAACAAGAGGAGGAUGGCGAAGCGGACACCCGGAUUUUGACCGUUGCCGAGCUGGAGGGCAUGCUCCUUAGCUACGCGUCGAAAGACGCAGGACCGGAUAAGAAACUCCAAGUCGGACUUGUCGGCUACCCCAACGUCGGAAAAUCGUCCACGAUUAAUGCUCUUCUCGGAGCCCACAAGGUGUCGGUCUCGGCGACUCCCGGCAAGACAAAGCACUUCCAAACCAUCCAUUACAGCGACAAGAUCAUUCUGUGCGAUUGCCCAGGUCUCGUAUUCCCCAAUUUUGCCAGCACCAAGGCCGAGCUUGUUGUCAAUGGUGUUCUUCCCAUCGACCAGCUGCGCGAGUACAGCGGGCCCGGAAUCCCGACUGGCGACGAGCUGCUCAGCGCAUACGCUCGUCACAGGGGUUUCAUGACGCAGGGUCUCGGACAACCAGACAGGUCGCGUGCCGCGAGGUACAUCCUCAAGGACUAUGUCAACGGCAAGCUUCUCUAUGUCACCCCGCCCCCGGAUAUUGAGGAUGCCCAAGAGUUCAACCGCGAGUUGUACGACGUCGCGCACCUCCCGGCCAAGCGCCAAGCGGCUGCUGCCGCGGCGCUGGAAGAAAUGUCCAUUGAUGGUGAUGAUACCGCCUCCAUGCUGUCCGACAUGCUCCCGCUCCCGCGCGGAGCCAAGUCAGAGAGGCUGGACAAGGCCUUCUUCAAGCCCGGCCAGGGUAGCGCCGGCCACGUGUCGAGGCCUUUCAACUACAAGUACUCGGAGCAAGGCAAGGCGGAAAUGGAGGGCAAGCAGCUGAGCGGCCGGAAAUUGAAGGCCAUGAUUGCGUUAGAGAAGGGCAUCGACCCUAAGGAUGUGCAGCUCGCGUCGGGGAAGAAGCACUUUAAGGGUGGAGGCAAGCCGAGGGGGAAGAAUAGGGGAAAUACCAAUAGGGCGGGCGAUGAGGACUGA
Molecule: messenger RNA, 1854 nt
Organism: Chaetomium globosum CBS 148.51
Lineage: Eukaryota; Fungi; Ascomycota; Sordariomycetes; Sordariales; Chaetomiaceae
Exons: 3
Coding region: 1-1854 (617 amino acids)
Biological process (GO): ribosomal subunit export from nucleus
Cellular component (GO): cytosol
Molecular function (GO): GTPase activity; GTP binding
Source: RefSeq, a predicted model, not a curated record